GUGCCAACUCUCACACGCCCUCAUCACAAGUCUUUCAUGAAAACACAAAGGAGGGGCCCAAGAAUGUGAUCGGUGAAAAAAGCUACAGGGUCUUGGAGCUAUAAAAGACCCCCAGAAACUGAAUGUCCUGCACACAGGUAGUAGCUUAAUACAGCUUGAUGAAGAUGAAGGCCAUGCAGGUGAUUUCCUUGACUCUGCUGUCUGUUCUCGCAGCCAGCGCUCAAAUCUUGAAGUUCGGCAAGUGUCCCAAGCCUGCCGUCCAGGCCAACUUCGAUGCAACCAAGUACAUUGGUAGGUGGUAUGAGAUCCAGAAGCUCCCAACAGCCUUCCAGAAGGGCGAGUGCGGCACGGCCACCUACAGCCUGAAGAGUCCCGGAGUCAUCGGGGUCCUCAACCGGGAGCUGCUGAAUGACGGAACCACUAAUUCUAUCGUCGGUUCUGCCAAGGCUAAGAACCCCGCUGAGCCUGCCAAGCUGGAGGUCUCCUUCUUUGAAACAUCGCCCCCUGGUCCCUACUGGGUGCUCUCCUCUGACUACGAGGGUCACUCUCUGGUCUAUGGCUGCACCGACUUUGGUCUGUUCCGCAUGGAGUUCUCCUGGAUCCUGAGCAGGGAGCCCACGCUGUCUGAAAAGACCAUCGAGCAGCUGCACGGCAUCCUGUCCUCCAACGGAGUCAACGUGGACAAGAUGGUCCCCACCAACCAGGACGCAGAUUAUUGUACCGCCAUGAUCCAGUAAACGGAUCUGUUAGGAUCCUGUUUUCAGCCCACAGGGAACUGUGAGACACAGGAUGACAUGGACUCGUGGCGUGGCACACUGUGUGCGGUGUGUGGUUUACUUCGCCCUGUCGAUGUUGUGCAAAGUCAAAACAAUAAACCUGUAGAAAAGAAA
Molecule: messenger RNA, 890 nt
Organism: Scophthalmus maximus (turbot)
Lineage: Eukaryota; Metazoa; Chordata; Actinopteri; Pleuronectiformes; Scophthalmidae
Gene: apoda.2
Product: apolipoprotein Da, duplicate 2
Exons: 5
Coding region: 159-737 (192 amino acids)
Biological process (GO): lipid transport; brain development; tissue regeneration
Molecular function (GO): lipid binding
Source: RefSeq, a predicted model, not a curated record